Messenger RNA from Trichechus manatus latirostris (Florida manatee), 4035 nucleotides. RefSeq names its product heterogeneous nuclear ribonucleoprotein L like (gene HNRNPLL). Gene Ontology annotation, cellular component: nucleus. Lineage: Eukaryota; Metazoa; Chordata; Mammalia; Sirenia; Trichechidae. The record is from RefSeq and is a predicted model, not a curated record. Gene Ontology annotation, molecular function: mRNA binding. Bases 199 to 1824 code for a protein of 541 amino acids. Gene Ontology annotation, biological process: mRNA processing; regulation of RNA splicing. The transcript is spliced from 13 exons.
GGCAUUCCCCCGUCAUCCCAGCCGCUCUCCGCACUCACCCGGUUCCCCCGCGACUAGGCGCGCGGCCGCCGCGGACCGUUCGGCCGCGCCGACCUACGCAGAGGCGCUGCCCGCUGCGGGGACUGGCCGGCGGCAUCCGAGGCCCGCGCCCCGCCGCCACCCCCGUCCGUCUGCCCGCCGGUCCCUCAGGUCGCCGCCAUGUCCUCCUCCUCAUCCUCCCCCAGGGAGACGUACGAGGAGGAUCAGGAGUACGAGAGCCAGGCCAAGCGCCUCAAGACUGAGGAGGGGGAGAUCGACUACUCGGCGGAGGAAGGCGAGAACCGCCGAGAAGCGACGCCCCGGAGCGGGGUCGAUGGCGGCAGCGGCCGGAGCUUCUCACAGCCGGAGGCAGGUGGAAGUCAUCAUAAAGUUUCUGUUUCACCUGUCGUCCACGUUCGAGGACUCUGUGAAUCUGUGGUGGAAGCAGACCUUGUGGAGGCUCUUGAAAAAUUUGGGACUAUAUGCUAUGUGAUGAUGAUGCCAUUUAAACGACAGGCUCUAGUGGAAUUUGAAAACAUAGAUAGUGCCAAAGAAUGUGUGACGUUUGCUGCAGAUGAACCCGUGUACAUUGCUGGUCAACAGGCUUUUUUCAACUAUUCUACAAGCAAAAGGAUCACUCGACCAGGAAAUACUGAUGAUCCAUCAGGAGGCAACAAAGUUCUUUUGCUAUCAAUUCAGAAUCCUCUUUAUCCGAUUACAGUGGAUGUUUUAUAUACUGUAUGCAACCCUGUUGGAAAAGUGCAGCGUAUUGUUAUUUUCAAGAGAAAUGGUAUACAAGCAAUGGUUGAGUUUGAAUCAGUCCUUUGUGCCCAGAAAGCUAAAGCAGCACUCAAUGGAGCAGAUAUAUAUGCUGGAUGUUGCACACUAAAAAUUGAAUAUGCAAGGCCAACGCGUCUAAAUGUUAUUAGGAAUGACAAUGACAGUUGGGACUACACUAAACCAUAUUUGGGAAGACGAGAUAGAGGAAAGGGUCGCCAGAGACAAGCCAUUUUGGGAGAACACCCUUCUUCGUUUAGACAUGAUGGCUAUGGAUCCCAUGGUCCAUUAUUGCCUUUACCAAGUCGUUACAGAAUGGGCUCUCGAGAUACACCUGAGCUUGUUGCAUAUCCAUUACCACAGGCUUCUUCCUCUUACAUGCAUGGAGGAAAUCCCUCUGGUUCAGUUGUAAUGGUUAGUGGAUUACAUCAACUAAAAAUGAAUUGUUCAAGAGUCUUCAACCUAUUCUGCUUAUAUGGAAAUAUUGAAAAGGUAAAAUUUAUGAAGACCAUUCCGGGUACAGCACUGGUAGAGAUGGGUGAUGAGUAUGCUGUAGAAAGAGCUGUCACACACCUUAAUAAUGUCAAAUUAUUUGGGAAAAGACUUAAUGUUUGUGUAUCUAAACAACAUUCAGUUGUUCCAAGUCAGAUAUUUGAGUUGGAGGAUGGUACAAGUAGCUACAAAGAUUUUGCAAUGAGCAAAAAUAAUCGCUUUACAAGUGCCGGCCAAGCAUCUAAGAACAUAAUCCAGCCACCCUCUUGCGUGCUGCAUUAUUAUAAUGUUCCAUUGUGUGUCACAGAAGAGACCUUCACAAAGUUGUGUAAUGACCAUGAAGUUCUUACAUUCAUCAAAUAUAAAGUGUUUGAUGCAAAACCUUCUGCCAAAACACUUUCUGGGCUAUUAGAAUGGGAGUGCAAAACUGAUGCGGUGGAAGCCCUUACAGCACUUAAUCACUACCAAAUAAGAGUUCCAAAUGGUUCCAAUCCAUACACACUGAAGCUUUGCUUUUCUACGUCAUCCCAUUUAUAAGAAGAGAUGAGCAUGUUAGAAUUUAUGUUCACCUUUAUUACAGUUUUAAAGCUUACACUUCAUUUAAAAAAUCUAAAGUGGUUGAUCUAAUGUUGCCUUGCUUACUUUGAUUUAAGAUCCUGUUCUGUAAUAAACAUAUUUUGCCUCAAGUAAAUUUGUUGUAAACUUAAAUAUUGAAUUGUUUUCAUUUUAAAAUAGAAUAUCAUAAUGUAGACUAUCUACAGCUUCAUUGUAGAUUAUGCAAAUAUAUGAUUUCUAACCUUAUUGCUAUAAUUUUUCUUUCACAGUGAAAAUACAUUUGCAUUCUUAAUGCUAAUUAUCCACAAGUAUUUUUCCAUUGUGUAUGAGAUUAAUGCAGGUGAAAGUAUUGCGUUUUAAUAUUAUAGAAUUCCUAUUAUAUGUUUAAGUAUGUUGCAGUUACUCAUAUUAAACAUAGCUUGUAUUUAUUAUUUUAAUCAGGUUUGAGAAUAACAUUGCACAUAUUGAAUUUUAAGUACUACAGAGAUUUAUCUGAUUUUAUAUUUCUGAAAGGCUAACAGACAUGGAUACACGUGUACAGUAUUCACUCAAACUUAUUUAAAUUGGUGUUUUUUGUUUUUUUUAAGUCAUUGUCCAUUUGUAUUGACAUGCCUCUAUCUGUUUCUAGUUCCAGUUUGGAGAUUAUAAAUUUAUAAUGUUACAGCAACGAGUUAAUGUGUUCCUCUUUAUUUGUUGCAUGUGACUUAAUCUUGAAAAUACGCCUGAUACUUGACAUUGAGAUUUUAAUAGAAGUUAUGAUUAACAGUUCCUCUUCUAGAAAAUAAUCUGGGAUUCAUGGAUGGUCUUUAGGGAGUCUGAACCCCCUAAAGUUGUAUGUAGAAUUUUGGGUAUUUGCAUUUUUAUUUUUUACUCUUGGAUCCAUCAGUAAUAUAUGUAUUUUUCUAUAUGGUGCAAGGUGUAAGGAUCUAAUUUUAUUUUUAUUCCAAACAAAUAGCUAUUUGUCUCAACACCAUUUAUUAAACAUUCUUUCUUCAACUGGAUUUGUUCUUUUCUUUUUUAUGAAAAUACUAUACAUAGGCAAAUAAGAUUUAAGGACUAAACAUGGUAGUAAGAGACUAUAGUAUACUUGUUUCAAGUUUACUGCUUUUUUAGAAUAGAAAACUGAUGUCAUAUUCAUCUUUAAGAGAAGGGAGUAUUAUAUGUAUCAUGGACGUGGAAUAACUAUGAAGUCUAUAGUUGGCAAUAGCAAUUUUGUGGUCUUGAGACUUUUAAAUAAAUUGAAAAAUAAAAGUUUCACUUAGAUCUUUUGUAAAGACUUUAUUUUGGAUUUUAAUGUAAAAAAGGCAGUUUGCCUUUGCUCCUUCUGGAAAUGAGUAAUAGUUUUAAAAAAUGUAAAGAGCUGUUUGAUAGAAAGUUUAGGUUGAAACCAAACACACACUUACAGUUACUUCCUCUUGAAUUUUGACAGCAGUAGACCAAUGUCCCUUUAGCUCUCUAAACAUGUAGAAAAAUUUCAAUGGGAUCUAGAAGCAUUUCAGAUCCUUAUCAUGGACCCACUUAUGCCAAGGGUAACUUAAGUGUGAACUGUAAAUGUAUGAUACUGGAUUAUGUAUGUUUCUUACUCAUUGGUAAUUUAAUACCUAACUUUAUGUAACUUUAAACAAACCUUUUUCCCCCCACAAAUAUUUUCUACAUUUGUUGCAAAAUUGAAAUAUCUUAACUUUAAAAGGCAACUUGUGGACUUGUGUAAUAGUUGUCUCCCUUCCUUCUCCUCCUCUGACAGCUAACAUGUCAGUGUUACAGAUUUUUUGUGUCUAAGAUUUUAGGAAACAAACCUGUGGAUAGUGGCAGGGCUUGUUUAAUUUAGAUCUGCUUUAAGUGAUGUUGACUUUUAGAUGUGAACUCUGUGUUAAUGCUCUCUCCCCAACACAAACACAAGGGAGUUCCUCAGGAGUAAACUAGUAAGUUAGGCCUCGCUGCAGUGAUCUCUGGGCUGGUAUAUCAGCCCUAUAUUGCUGUUGUCACUCAUGUCUUUGCAACUUGGGCAAAGUGAAUGGAGCCUGCUUUCACAGCACUCCGUCUUUCCUUAGCCUUGACAAUAACUUUCUUUCUUGUAUUUUUGUGGCCUUUCCUAUCUUUUUGCUUUUAGGAGAACAUGAAAUAACAGAUUUUUAGAGUUGUAAAGAGUAAGUACUGGCUCUGAGUUUAUUUUUUUUUUUUAUUUGAAAUCCA